Molecule: messenger RNA, 1345 nt
Organism: Aspergillus ibericus CBS 121593
Lineage: Eukaryota; Fungi; Ascomycota; Eurotiomycetes; Eurotiales; Aspergillaceae
Product: epoxide hydrolase
Exons: 7
Coding region: 1-1188 (395 amino acids)
Biological process (GO): epoxide metabolic process
Molecular function (GO): epoxide hydrolase activity
Source: RefSeq, a predicted model, not a curated record
AUGGCACUCGCUUUCGGCAAUGUUCCAUCUGGUGCGAAAGUCGCCCCAUCUCCCUUCCAAGUCCACAUCUCGGACGAGCAGAUCGAGGAGCUGCAAUUACUGUUGAAGCUGUCGAAGCUUGCGCCUCCCACGUACGAAGGCCUGCAGCAGGAUCGUAAAUAUGGCAUCACCAACGAGUGGCUCGCUACUGCCAAAGAGGCUUGGAAGCACUUCGACUGGCGAGCUGCGGAAAACCACAUUAACAGCUUCCCUCAAUUCACGUAUGAUAUUGAGGGCAUGACCAUUCACUUUGUGGCCCUGUUCUCCAAGAAGAAGGAUGCAAACCCUGUUGUUCUCGUCCAUGGCUGGCCAGGCAACUUCCUCGAGUUUCUCCCUGUGUUGUCGCUCAUUCAGGAAAGGUAUAGCCCAGAGGACCUACCAUACCAUUUCGUGAUACCCUCGCUUCCAGGGUUCACCUUCUCGUCCGGUCCUCCCUUGGACACGAACUUCACGUCGCAAGACACGGCCCGGGUCAUCAACCGGUUGAUGCUCAAUCUUGGUUUUGAGGACGGCUAUGUGGCACAAGGUGGUGACAUAGGGUCAAAGAUCAGUCGCAUCCUUGCAGUCGAUCAUGAAGCUUGCAAAGCUGUUCAUCUGAACGCCUGCUUGAUGGGCAAGCCAUCCAAUGUACCAGACUCGGCCAUCACCGAAGCAGACACGCAAAGGCUGGCCCGCGCACAGUGGUUCGCUACCUUUGGCCUGGGGUAUGCCAUAGAGCAAGGCACCCGACCCAGCACGAUUGGCAAUGUGCUAUCAACAAACCCGAUUUCUCUGCUCGCCUGGGUUGGAGAAAAGUUCCUCGACUGGGCUGAUGAGCCUGUCCCCUUGGAGACAAUCAUCGAAUCGGUGACAUUGUACUGGUUUACCGAGACACUUCCUCGAUCUAUCUACCACUAUCGGGAGAACUUCCCGCCGCCCGAGGUUAGGCAUGCGGAAGAUCCCCGAUGGUACAUCCAGAAGCCGUUUGGAUUUUCUUACUAUCCAAUGGAGCUUAUACCUACACCGCGUGCUUGGGUUGAGACCACUGGAAACCUGGUGUUUUGGAGGGCACACGAGAAGGGAGGGCAUUUUGCGGCGUUGGAAAGACCACGAGAGUUUCUUGAUGAUUUGACCGCGUUCUGUGAGCAAGUAUGGACUGGUGGAAAGUAAGCCGGUGCCAUCCUUUCCGUGGAUGGUUGACAGCAUAUCCUGUAGGGAAGAUUCAGCCCAAUAGCGAUCAUCACAAAUCAGACGCUAGGGUUUGUCUCGGAUGUAUAGUUAUAUAUCGCUCAUAGUAAAGGACUUCAUCUGAAUGGACGCUGACCUA